UGUGUUGUAUUAAUGUGAUAACUGAACAACUUACCAGUGCGAUCGAUUAACUAGUUUUGUGUGUGAAAAAUGCAAGAAGUAUGUAGUAAUUUAGACCCCCAAAUGGGAGCACAAAUCAAAUCCGAAUCGCCGUUGAAUGCACUGCAUGUGUCCACAGGCCAGACGAUAUUGCCCAUAGUGCCUGUGGCACCGACGGCAGUACCAGUUACCGUGUCGGUAUCAGCGCCGGCGCAAAUGCCUCUUGUGCCGCAACCGCCACCGCCGCCGCCGCCAGCAGGCAUGCUUGUCAGGAAAAUGGGACCGACUAACUGUGAUAAACGAGUGAGCGCCGCUGAUACCGCAUAUUGGAUGGCCGCCUCAGAGGGGGGCUUCAUCAAUUCACAACCAUCAAUGGCGGAGUUUCUAAAUCAUUUGAGUCCGGAGAGUCCAAAGAUGGGAACACCUGUCGGUGGUAACGGAUAUCCGGUUGGUGUUGGUAUUGGAGUGUCACAAACGCCAGACGGCAUGGAUUCGGUGCCUGAAUACCCUUGGAUGAAGGAGAAGAAAACAUCGCGGAAAAGUCAAAAUAAUAACAAUCAAGCCGACAAUGCAAUAACUGAAUUCGUUCCAGAAAACGGUCUCCCCCGACGAUUGCGUACUGCCUACACCAAUACACAAUUAUUAGAGCUCGAAAAGGAAUUCCAUUUCAACAAGUAUUUAUGUCGGCCACGGCGCAUCGAGAUUGCAGCGAGCUUGGAUCUGACUGAGCGACAAGUCAAGGUGUGGUUUCAAAAUCGACGAAUGAAACAUAAGCGACAAACUCUGUCCAAGACCGAUGAUGAAGACAACAAAGACAGUCUAAAAGGUGAUGAUGAUCAGUCUGAUAGUAACUCCAAUUCAAAGAAAUCAUGUCAAGGAUGUGAACUGCCAUCGGAUGAUAUACCAGAUUCUACAUCGAAUUCACGGGGUCACAACAAUAAUACACCCAGCGCGACCAACAAUAAUGCGAGUGCGGGAAGUUUGACGCCCAACUCGACGCUGGAAUCGGGGAUUUCGUCAAAUCUGCUCGGCAGCUCUACUGUUUCCGCCUCUAAUAUGAUUAGUGCCGAUUCCAGUGUGGCUUCCAGCGUGAGUCUGGACGAAGAUAUGGACGAUAGCCCCGCUAAAGUAAAGAAGAAAGAUGAUAAUCAAAUUGUGAAGAAUGAGGCAGUAUCAACGUCCACCAAAGCGUCACCAUUCCCCUAUGAUUCGCCAAUUGGAAAUGUUGGCAAGAGUGGAAGCAACUCUGCUGCUGCCAACACCGCUGCCAUGUUGUCUAGUAGUGGUGGUUUUCGUCGGAACUCGGAACUCUCUUCUCACAACAAUCAAACGUCGGCGAAUUCGAACUGUGGUUCUAACAGCGAAGUGGGCACACGAACGAAACGAUUUCGAAGCGGCAACAAUGCAAAUGCGGCAAACGUUAACGAAGGUAGCGGCCGUGCUGGCAUGACUGCGUAUUUUCAUGGUGGUUAUUAUCCGAAACAUAGCCAACAUGAGCAACGCCAUCACACACACCACACCCAACAAUCGCAUAUGCAGCCGCCGUCGCAGCCUCAGUUAGCGUUGACGCAAACGCAAUCACCACACGACUAUUACGGCAAAUAUGACAUUGAAUUUGCCGCAUCCGGUUCACCUCAACAUGGAACGCAAUUACCGUUAACAAUGCCAUCGCAGCAUAAGCUUCAGCAAAUGCCGAACGCCAAUCAACUUCAGCACCAGGCUAGUGGUGAAUAUCAGAGCACCAAGCCGGAUUUCAUGAGUAAAAUUUCAACCGAGGUACAUAAUGCAAAACUUCAAUCCGAGUUUCAGCUUUCCAAGUCAGCAACCACUAAUGCAUUCCAAGUCCCACAAACUCACCAUCAGCCGCAUCCACCACCGCAGCAGCAAACUUUCUACAAUCAUGGUGGCGAACCAAUGCCACCAGGUGUCGCUGGGCAGUACAUGAACUAUAAUCACCACAGCGUAGACAAUGGUGGUGUUUAUAUGCAUCCGAGCACUCACGCCGGCGAAUUCGAAGCGACAUCUCUGACAGCUGCAAAUCACUACUAUGAACCCAAGUCACAAACCACGCCGUAUUAUGACCAUUUGAACUUCCAGCCACACCAACAUGAACAACAAAUUCAUGCUGGUUUCCACCACCAUCAAGCGACGCACGAUGCUCAACAACUUCAGCAGCAGCAGCAGCAACAACAACAAAACCACAUUGGCAGUAUAUCCGCUGAAUACAUAGUGGACAGUUCGCCGCUUAUAAAGAUUGGUGGCCCUGCUUCGCCGUCUGUGCCGCCGACAGAUGUAUAUAUGCCGCCAAAUGCCAGCGCUCUGGGUGUACAAAUGGAAAACUGUGACGGUAGUUAUGGUAAUUUUGGCAAUUACUAUGAAAAUGGCCAACCACAGCUGCAACCGCAACCGACCAUGCCACCGCACCACGCUCAUCAUCACCUCCCACAUCCACACCCACACCCACACUCACAUCAUCUACCAACGGGCAAUCAUAUGACCAACGGCGGCAGUAAUUUUGUGAUGAACGGCGGUUCGACACCAAAUGCUCCGGCAUAUCCAAUGGCGGGCAAUGGAGGACCCGGCUCAGUGGCGGGCACCAAUCUCACCGGUAUGGAAAAUUCAAACAGCUCUUCUGAUUUUAAUUUUCUCAGUAAUCUGGCAAACGAUUUUGCCCCUGAGUACUACCAAUUAAGUUAGUUCACUUAAGAUACAUACGUGUAGGUAAAAGACGUGAUCUAGUGAGUUUUAUAAUUGUUUUAUUGUACAGUGUUGUGGUUGUAAUACCGAAGUGCUUCAAUUUGAGUUUUUGCUUAAAUUUCCGGUGUUUGUACAUACAUAUGUAUAUAUUUGUUUCAGUUUAACCAAUAUAUAUUAGCUGGCCAAGAUGCAUGUUUGAACUUAAAAAUCUUUACUUGUGCUUAAAAUGAGAUUUUCUUAUUAAAUUCUGAAAAUUAUUACAGCAGAAAGCUUUUGUUACCACAAUAAAUUUUAUCGUUUUCAACUU
Ceratitis capitata (Mediterranean fruit fly) is the source of this 3022-nucleotide messenger RNA. RefSeq names its product homeotic protein proboscipedia (gene pb). NCBI's taxonomy places the organism in Eukaryota, Metazoa, Arthropoda, Insecta, Diptera, Tephritidae. The transcript is spliced from 7 exons. Gene Ontology annotation, biological process: regulation of DNA-templated transcription. The record is from RefSeq and is a predicted model, not a curated record. Bases 70 to 2715 code for a protein of 881 amino acids. Gene Ontology annotation, molecular function: DNA-binding transcription factor activity, RNA polymerase II-specific; DNA binding.